CUUCAGCUUUCAAUCUCACCCAAUUCCUCCUCUUUUUCUGAUUUCUCUCUCCAAAGUUCUUAGCAAAAAAAACAGAGACCCCUCAACCGAUCGAUGUUAUGUAUAAAUCUUCUUGCAGAAAAAACAGUCCGUCAGUAAACCAAUCACAUAACGGUCUCCUCAGAACUCCGAGGCUCUCUCUAAGCAACCCCCCAUAAGAUUAGUUCAACUUCAACCCCAAGUCGCUGACAUGUUCUUUUCUCACCUCCCCUAAACUUUUGCUUCCAAAUCCCCCUUAAAUUUCAGCAGUUAGGUCAGAUUUCCACCUUCGGGAAUCCCAUUUCAUGCAACCCUUUCGAGCAUUUGCAUGAAUCUUCCUGCUCUCUUCAGGUGGGAAGUCCAUUCCUCCCUGAAAAUUCAACGUGGUAAUCAGAGCCUGCGUGAAACUCCUCUGUAUUUUUGCUUCAAACUGAGAUAAAGCGAUUGAUUUAUGGGUUUCUUCACUGAUGGGUGCCUUAAUCAUUUCUUUGCUAAAUACCCACUUUGAUUUGGAGAAUAUGGGUGCUUCUGGUGGGGAGUUUUACUCAAAGAUGGCUCCUUUUCCUAGACUUUUCACCCUCUCUGUCUCUUCCCUUUUGCUUGCUCUGUUAAGAUUUUUCAGCAAGUUCUUCCUCAGAGUCAGUUUUGGUAAUUGCGAGCGUUCUGGGAUGAAUAAUUCUUGUCGUUCUCCUAACCCUCUUUCUGAAGAAACCAACCAAAUGGUAUCGAAUAAUAAUCUUGUUGAGACAGAAGCUCUACCCGGAAAAGUGGAUUCUUGUUCUGCUAGCCUUGUUUCUGAAGAAACCAAUCAUAUGGUAUCGAAUAAUCCGGUUAAGCCAGAAGCUCUGCCGGAGAGAGCUGAUUCCGAGAGUUCGGAGAGCGUCGGAGAUUCGGAGCUUGGUGAUGUUGAUGGUGCAGAGGCCUCGAAGCCGAGUUUCGUGUUUAAAUUCGAGUACCAGACUAGAGAAAUAUUAAGCAGAAGCAAUACAGAGUAUGAGUUUCUGGCUGACAAGUUUAACCUAUUCAAAGAAGAAGGACCAGAAUUCACAAGCAGCAGCAGCAGCAGAAAAUACGAAUUCAAAGCCGGAGAGAAUGUUAGUUGCUUCGUGGAAGAAGCUAAAGUUGCAACCUUCACUGUCGAAGGAGGAGGAAGAUGA
Molecule: messenger RNA, 1175 nt
Organism: Pyrus x bretschneideri (Chinese white pear)
Lineage: Eukaryota; Viridiplantae; Streptophyta; Magnoliopsida; Rosales; Rosaceae
Exons: 3
Coding region: 486-1175 (229 amino acids)
Source: RefSeq, a predicted model, not a curated record